This is a messenger RNA of Vanessa atalanta (red admiral), 1224 nucleotides long. It is a transcript of the gene Kpc2, whose product is annotated as peptidyl-prolyl cis-trans isomerase E-like. The record is from RefSeq and is a predicted model, not a curated record. The transcript is spliced from 8 exons. Gene Ontology annotation, molecular function: peptidyl-prolyl cis-trans isomerase activity. The coding region runs from base 59 to 1192 and encodes 377 amino acids. Gene Ontology annotation, biological process: protein peptidyl-prolyl isomerization. Lineage: Eukaryota; Metazoa; Arthropoda; Insecta; Lepidoptera; Nymphalidae. Gene Ontology annotation, cellular component: intracellular membrane-bounded organelle.
UCACAAAAUUCUCGUAGAAAUAUCUUUAUUGGUACAUUAUUGUUAGUAAAUAUACAAAAUGACUUUAAUGGGUGCGAUCUUGAGGAAGGUGCAGUCCAGAGAGUCAGUGGGCAAUGAUUACGGAUCCCCACCCCCGGAAAUAGACGAAACUUUAUUACGUCGAAAUAAAAUUAAAAAGCGAACAAAGAAGGAAGCUCGUGUGCGUGCCAUUGUCGACUCUUCAUCGCCUUAUUACAAUGAGCUACGGAUGUACCGCUCACUGCCCGAAUGGAAACAUCGAUUACAGAAGAUAUAUCUGGACAACAUUAGAAUAUUAUUCGCCAUCGUCACGGCUUAUUUGAAUGGCGGUUGGGUGGAUAGCCAUUGGUCGAAGCUGACGUCACUGAGAAACCAAUACCACCACAAGAGAGUCCGUAUGUACGAAGUAGUUAACCGUGAGAACAAGGAAAUAUACAAACGUAUUAAGGAGACUAACGCUCGGGUGGUACCAACGACUGCUCUGAAUAAAGCAUGGACGCGCAAUAAACGAGAUAUCAUUCGUAUGUCGAAGAAUCAAUUUAUUCUUUUUCCUGUUCAACAACUUGAGACGAUUGAAGACGUCGCUUUUAAGCCACCGAAUGAAUUAAAACGCCCUCGAGCGAACAUAACAUUACGAAUGCGUGACGCCGCAAUUAUCGGGACGAUGGCUGUGGAACUAUUCGUGGAUGUGUGUCCCGCUACUUGUCAACUAUUCCUGGAACUGCUAGACGGAGACGGCUUGGGGUAUGGUUAUGUUGGCACGCAAUUUUUCAGGAAAGUUCCGGGCUUGUAUUGGAGCGGUGGUGAUGUGGUGCAUAACAACGGGUGCGGGUGUUACGCUCAGCGCGGUCGAGUGCGACCCAUCACCGCUGAGAACUAUCACUACUCACAUUCCAUGCCAGGGUUGCUCUCGAUGCGCGUGAUGUCAGACGAACUUGUGUGUGGAGUGUUUAACAUAACGUUCAAGCCUUUGCCUCAAUUUGAUUUAAAAAAUGUUGUAUUCGGAAGGAUCAUCCGACCAUGUUCGACAUAUGAAGUUAUCCGCACGUUGGGCUCUCCGCUCAACUCACAUCCUAUCAUAGAAAUAGCGGCUACAGGAAGAAAAGUUGACAAGCGAUUUAUACGAGGAACUCUCAACACAAAAUUGCAGACUAACUUUAAAAUGCAUAAAUAAAUAAGACUUCGAUACAUACAAACUUUUUUAUU